This is a messenger RNA of Hordeum vulgare subsp. vulgare (domesticated barley), 1742 nucleotides long. Its product is annotated as probable protein S-acyltransferase 16. The record is from RefSeq and is a predicted model, not a curated record. Gene Ontology annotation, molecular function: palmitoyltransferase activity. The coding region runs from base 437 to 1318 and encodes 293 amino acids. Lineage: Eukaryota; Viridiplantae; Streptophyta; Magnoliopsida; Poales; Poaceae. The transcript is spliced from 7 exons.
ACCCAUGAUACUCCAAGGAAAGCACGCGAAUUAUGCAGUGCGCGGCAUAUUAAUCUGCCACUGUCUCUACCUGCAGUCUACACCACGUUCUUCACGCUGGGCAUGGGCGACAGGCAGAUCCUCCAUGCUUUUUGCUCGCCGCCGCGCCUCUGAUCCCUCGCCCGCCUCCCCGGCCUAGCUGGUGCUGGUAUCGCCGCCGCCGCCGGUUGCUUCCCGCGGGAUAAUAAAAGUAGAGCCUCCCAUAAAACUGGCCGGCCGCCUCCCUCGGCGCCCGCCCGACCCGCACCGCACGCCACGCGGGACUAGCCCACCCUCCCUCCCUCCCUCCCUCCCCUCCCCUUCCUGGGAUGCGCGCCUUCCCCCGCCUCCUCCGGCCGGAACCCUAGGCGUGCAGGCAGGCGCGCGUGCGCAGCAGGCGACUCCCGGCGCCGCGCCGAUGGGGAGGCCGGGGUACCUGACGCUGCCCAUCUUCGCGGCGCUCGCGGCGAUCGGCUACGUCUACUACACCACGGUCUUCGUCGCCGUCGCCGGCUGGCUCGGCCUCGCCACUGCCGCCGGGGUCGCCAACGCCGCCGCCUUCACGGCCCUCGCCGCCGCCUGCCUCGCCACCUACGCGGCCGCCGUCUCCCGGGACCCCGGCCGGGUGCCGCCCACCUUCCUGCCCGACGUCGAGGACGCCGAGACCCCCGUCCACGAGGUCAAGCGCAAGGGUGGUGAUUUGAGAUAUUGCCAGAAAUGUGGCCACUACAAGCCUCCACGUGCACACCAUUGCCGCGUGUGCAAGAGAUGUGUUCUAAAAAUGGACCAUCACUGUAUUUGGAUCAAUAACUGUGUUGGACACGAGAACUACAAGAUAUUCUUGGUCUUUGUAUUGUAUGCUGUAAUUGCAAGCUUCUAUGCAAUGAUUCUGAUUGUAGGGAGCAUCAUUUACAGUGCUCCGAAAGAUGAACAGUUAGGCAGUGAUUCUUCUAGAACAUCAAUCAUUAUUUGUGGGGUCAUUCUUUGUCCAUUAACUCUGGCGCUGACAGUGCUCUUGGGCUGGCAUAUCCAUCUCAUAUUACAGAACAAAACUACAAUUGAGUACCAUGAAGGAGUUAGAGCAAUGUGGUUGGCAGAAAAGGGUGGAGAUCUUUAUCAUCAUCCAUAUGACCUUGGUGUUUAUGAGAAUCUUAUUUCGGUGCUGGGACGUAGCAUAUUAUGCUGGCUCUGCCCAGUAUCAACCAAUACAAGCAACGGCCUACGGUUCCGUUCAUCCUACAAUACUUCAUCAGCUUCACCACCGUGUGAUUUACAAAAGAUAGCAUUACAUUCACAGUGAGGUGCAUAUAUAGUUGCUAAAAUGAGGAAGGAGAUUGAAAUUCAUAUUCAAGUGCCCAAUAUAUACCAUUUUCUGAGCCAUCUCGGGUCGUAGCAGGUCAGCGGAUACUUCUUAAAACCUCUCAAAUAUAAGAUACAGAAAAAGAUACCUGCGGCCUAGGAGUAUUUCCUCCACUCCACGGUUCUGUUUUGAGUUCAGACAUGAAAAGAUACAUCAGAAGUAAUUUUUCACAUUAUGAGGAAGAUCACUGCCGCCUCUCAUAAUCUGGACUCGCUGUGUUUGUACACAAAAAGUUUAACCCUUGUGUUGUAAAGUAAGUGUACAUACUGUCCUCUGUACUGUGGCAAAAGGCCAUCAAGGAAAAAAAAAUCUCGUAAUCUGGACUCGCUGUGUUUGUACACAAAAAGUUUAACCCUUGUGUUGU